GUGUCCAGUGUUGUACUUCAGAGUGCAGAGGGUGUGUCCUGCUGUGGAGACAGAAGAAGGAGCUCAUCUGGUUGAUCGAACACACACCUCUCUUUACUUGGGAGUGUCGACRAACAGCCCUGUGCCUUUUUAUGUGGAGGAAGGAUCUCUGUGGAGCAGCCUAUUUCCUCCAGGCCUCAACAAGACUGUAGACCUCAUGAGCAGCAUCAUCCGGCCUCACCUGCAGCACAGUGUUGUGUCUGGUUGUAGAAGCGUUCUGUCCAGUUGCACGGUCCUCCUCCGUGGUCCUGCAGGCAGUGGAAAGAUGACUGUGGUCAGAGCGGCGAGUAGCAGACUGAACCUCCACCUUCUUAAGGUGGACUGUGUGACCSUGUGUGCAGACACUCCUGCAGCCUCUGAAGCAAAGCUGGCGUCUGUGUUUCAGCGAGCAGACGCCCUGCAGCCCUGCAUUCUGCUGCUCAGAAACCUGCAGCUUCUACUGACAGCUCAAGGAUCCCCUGAAGACAACAGCAGAGUCCAGGCUGUGCUGUGCCAGCUGCUCAGCAGUGUCCCCACUAGUGUGGUCGUGGUGGCAACAAUCUGCAGAGCUCAGGAUCUGUCAGAUGGUGUUGUGGGGGCGUUUGUCCACCAGUUGGAGCUGGAGAGACCCACAGAGGAGCAGCGGCGCUCCAUGUUGGUUAGCCUGACUCAGGAACUUCAUCUGGGGAGAGAUGUCAACCUGGAGAGACUCUCUAAACUCACUGCAGGCUUUGUGUUGGGGGAUCUAAACGUGCUGUUAGCUGAAGCUGGAAGGUCUGCCUGGAGGAGGUUGCUUCACAUCUGUGAUGGRCGGAGCCAGGAGGAGCUGUGUUCCAGUGGAGUGACCAUCCUGAACSAGGACUUGACCUGUGCCCUGGAGACCCUGCAUGACAUCCAUUCUAAAGCCAUCGGGGCCCCAAAGAUCCCUAACGUGUGCUGGGAGGAUGUGGGGGGUUUGGAGAGCGUAAAGAAAGAAAUCCUGGACACGAUUCAGCUUCCCCUGCAACGUCCCGAGCUCCUUUCUUUGGGUCUGAGUCGGACUGGAGUCCUGCUGUAUGGACCACCUGGGACAGGAAAGACUCUUCUGGCCAAGGCUGUGGCCACUGAGUGCUCCAUGACCUUCCUCAGUGUCAAAGGUCCAGAGCUCAUCAACAUGUAUGUGGGUCAAAGUGAAGAAAACAUCAGAGAAGUGUUCCACAGAGCACGSUCUGCAGCUCCCUGUGUUGUCUUCUUUGAUGAACUGGACUCUCUGGCCCCCAACAGAGGACGCAGUGGAGAUUCUGGAGGAGUGAUGGACAGAGUUGUGUCUCAGCUGCUAGCUGAACUUGACACAUUGCACUCAUCUGCUGGGGUUUUUGUGAUCGGAGCCACAAACCGUCCUGACCUGCUGGACCAGUCGCUGCUCAGGCCGGGCAGGUUCGAUAAACUGGUCUACAUCGGAAUCAAUGAGGAUCGGGUCUCUCAGCUCCAGGUUCUCCAGGCCAUCCUCAGAAAAUUCCAGUUGGACCCUGCUGUGAAACUGCAGGACGUAGUAAACCACUGCCCCAGUCACAUGACCGGCGCUGACCUGUACGCUCUCUGUUCAGACGCCAUGACGGCCGCCAUCAAGAGAAAGAUCCGUUUCAURAACGACGGUCUGGAUUCUGAAGACUCCCCUGUCCUUCUCUCCAUGGAGGACUUUUCUUCAGCACUGGAAAAUUUCAGACCAUCCAUUUCUGACAAGGAGCUUCUGCGGUACCAAAAUAUUCAUGAGAGACUUUCUGCAAAGUAGAAACUGCUGUUUUUGAUUAUAGGCCAAUUGCAGCAYAAUGAUUAAAAAAGAUGAGAAUAAACAUCAUUAGUUAUUUAUAGCAAUAAUAACCUAAAGUGAAAUCUACCUCUGAAGAAUCUGUGCAAUGACGGAUCACAUUCUAGAAUGUAAAUUUUGUAAAGAUAACACUCAUUUAUAAAAUAAUGCAUAAAAAAUAAAUCCAGUUAAAAUACUAA
Messenger RNA from Austrofundulus limnaeus, 2004 nucleotides. It is a transcript of the gene pex6, whose product is annotated as peroxisomal biogenesis factor 6. The record is from RefSeq and is a predicted model, not a curated record. Gene Ontology annotation, biological process: protein import into peroxisome matrix. Gene Ontology annotation, molecular function: ATP binding; ATP hydrolysis activity. Gene Ontology annotation, cellular component: cytosol; peroxisomal membrane. Lineage: Eukaryota; Metazoa; Chordata; Actinopteri; Cyprinodontiformes; Rivulidae.